Molecule: messenger RNA, 4597 nt
Organism: Durio zibethinus
Lineage: Eukaryota; Viridiplantae; Streptophyta; Magnoliopsida; Malvales; Malvaceae
Product: flowering time control protein FCA-like
Molecular function (GO): protein binding; RNA binding
Source: RefSeq, a predicted model, not a curated record
UGCCCCCUUCAAAACUACAACCGAAAUUUCGUGCACUUUGCCUUGGGUUCUGUCAUUUUCUUUUUUUUUUCUUCUUUUUCUCUCCCAGCAACUGCGCUUGCCUUCCCUCCCUUAUUUCUCUUUCUCUAAUUUUAUUUUAUUUUUAAAUUUUAAAAUUCACAUUUAGGGUUUCAACUUUCAACUAACACUCAGCAAAGCUGGAUAGGCAUAGAGGCGACCGCUUUAGCAACAGCAACAACAACAACGAUAACAGUUACCCGGAAUCUUACAGUUCUUACUACAAUGACAACAAUCACAACCGUCCCUCUCGAGGCCCCUCGCGUUUCUCCGACGCGCCUCCUAUGAACCGCUACAACAACAACAAUAGUAAUUUUAACGACAAGUUUGAUAACCAUGAUUCCUAUCACCACCGUCGACGUAGCCCUACCAGUGGCGGUGGAGGAGGAGGAGGGAAUCGUCCGUUCUAUAGUCCUAUUAUUCUGCAUCACAACAGCGGUGGCGGAGGCGGAGGGUUUCGGCCAAUUGGAGGUGGUGGCGGCGGCGGCAGAGGAGGUGAAGGGGGAAGGUUUCGGUCUAUGGGUGGUGGUUUUGAGGGUAAUUAUCGACCACAUCCGCCACAGCAAACUCAUACGGGACAGAAACGCGCUUUUCCAUUCUCUGGCCGUGGAGGAGGUUCUCCCAAUAGUGAUAGAUUUGGUGGUGGUGGCGGUGGCACUGGAGGUGGGGGCAAUUUUGCCAAACUUUUUGUGGGAUCUGUACCAUGGACAGCUACGGAAGAGGAUAUUCGAUACUUAUUUGAAGAACAUGGAAAUGUGAUAGAGGUUGCUUUAAUCAAAGAUAAAAAAACCGGACAACCACAAGGAUGUUGUUUUAUAAAAUAUGCAACCUUAGAAGAAGCUGAUAGGGCUAUUAGAGCCUUACAUAAUCAACAUACUCUGCCUGGGGGAGUGGGUCCUAUCCAAGUCAGAUAUGCUGAUGGGGAACGGGAAUGCCUUGGUGCGGUUGAGUACAAAUUGUUUGUUGGGUCGCUGAACAAACAAGCUACUGAAUUGGAUGUUCAGGAAGUUUUUUCUCGAUUUGGUCGAGUUGAAGAUGUUUACCUCAUGCUUGAUGAGUUAAAGCAGAGCCGUGGAUGCGGAUUUGUUAAAUAUUCCGAUAGAGAAAUGGCAUUAGCAGCUAUAGAUGCUCUCAAUGGAAUUUAUACAAUGAGAGGUUGUGAUCAGCCAUUAACUGUCCGUUUUGCUGAUCCUAAGAGGCGUAGGCAAGGAGCUGGAGAUUCAAGGGGUGGUGCUCCUGCAUUUGGAGGUCCAGGUUUUGGUAAUCGUUUCCAAGCACCACGGCCUAGACCAGUACGCAACUUUGGUGACGCAAUGGGGGAUCAUGUUCCACAUACUGCUUGGCAUCCUAUGAAUCAACAGAAUGUGGGACCAACUUCUGAUCCUGGUGUUCGGAGUAUGGGGAAUCAGUUGCUUCCUACGUCUGGUGACCUAGCAAUACCUUUAAAUCCGGGUGGUCCUUUUGGCGGCCCUUCGGAUGGCUCUCUUCCUAGCCUUGCAGUUUCAUCUUCAUCUACUUCACUACAGGGAUUUAAUCAACCUUCAUCACAAGUUGCAAUAAUUGGUCAGCAAAUUUCACCUUUACGGAAGCCUCUCCAAUCACCUCAGCAUCGACCUCCUUCCUUUCAACUACAGCCUCUAGCACCUGUGUCAUACUCGCAGACACAGACUGCGCAUGUUGGUCAACCUCAAGUUCCUCUUCCUGCUACUUAUACACCUUUCAGUCAAGCUCUUCCCUCACAACAUUUAGCUGGUUUGAGUGGCCAGUUGCCUGCUUCUCGGCCUCAGGUCCAGCAGAAUGCUUCAUCUGCUGCAGUGCUACAAAAGCCUUUGAGUGUCAACUUGACACCCAAUUUACAGCCCAAUUCUGUGUCCACUACUGCAAAUCAGCAACAAUUUCCUGUUACUCUCAAGCAGCAACUGCUUCAACCUCUUCAGCAAUCCCCUUCUCAGCUAGCUCAGAUGCUGUCUCAGCAAACACAAACUCUGCAAGCCAGCUUUCAAUCAUCUCAGCAGGCAUUUUCUCAGCUGCAGCAACAAUUGCAGCUGAUGCAACCUCCAAAUCAAAAUAUGACAUUGCCGCAGAAUUCAGAGGCUUCUAAACAGCAGUGGGCUGGGAUGAUGCCACAGACUGUUGGCAGCACUCCUCCUCAUAUACCUGGUACAGAUGUUCUUUCAUCUGCAUCCGCUCCUGCUGCACCUCUUAUGAUGCCGAUAGUAGCUUCAGUAGAAUGUCAUUGGACAGAGCAUACUUCUCCUGAUGGAUUCAAAUACUAUCAUAACAGUCUAACGCAUGAAAGCAAGUGGGACAAGCCUGAAGAAUUAACUUUGUUUGAACAAUGGCAACAACAACAACAAAAGCCACCUGUUCAACAGCCUCAAACUCAAUCAGACCCUGCUCAGCUAGCUUCGCAACAUGCGCAGGUCCCAACCCAGCUUCUAAAACAGAUCCACCACCCUCCACAGUUACAGGAACCCUUUUUUCCUACAUCGUAUCCAGCUUCUGGAGUUAGGAAUCAACAAAAUACACAGGAACUUGGUUAUGGACAAUUACCAGUGGCACCAUCACCCAAUGAUCCAGCACGCUCCCAACAGGGGCUUCAGACGGUGCAGGAUUUAGCAUGGAAAAAUAAGCCAUAAGGAACUUAAAAUCGGAAGCUGAGCCGAGUCUGCUAAUUGGAACAAGUUUAUUCUUGGUGAACGCAGGGCGACAGUCAUGGCAAAGGCAUGGAUGCAGCAGCAACUGCUGUAGGCUUAAAUGCCAGAUCAGACGUGUAAUAGUAGCUACAAUGUGAAUAGUUUUCUUAAAAUUUAGGGUGGCUUUUGCUAACAGUUGGUACUGGCAUUAGUAUUAGGGCAUUGAAUGCCAUCUGUGCUUAUGUAACAUGAUAUUGGUUGCUAUGAUAAUAAUCAGAUAAGUAGAAAUAGAGCUUUGUUUUUGCUCCAGAGUGACGUUCCUUAACGAGAAUUGUUAUGGAUUGGAUUCUUUAAGGAUCUGUGAUAGAAACUCCCUGCUCUUGAGCCCCGUUCACGAAAUCUUAAAAUCAAAAGGUGACUUCUCGUACAAAAUCAUGACCGUAGAGGGCAACCAUGUCAUUGAAUGAGAGCCCAACAUUCUGGAACUUGGCAGCCAGUGAUGGCACACUGGAAUUUGGGCCUUGAAUGUUGUUUGUUGCUGUUGUUUUGCUAGCACCAAAGCUAAUCUUUUUCUGCCCAUCUGGACUGCCCAACUAGGGCCCUCCGACUGCAAAUCCCCAAAUUUCAUGUUCCAACAAAACUGUAAAAGGUCUAUAGUGUAAGCAUUAUUUUAUGCUUUGAACUGCUAUUUCAUAUGGGAGGAAUCAUAGCAGUACUUGCUAGAACGAAAGAGUCUCUGACAACCGUUGCAAGAAUAUCAGCACAAGAAACAGUUUCAGGGCAAACAGAUUCAAUUGCAUCGAUCAAUUUGACCCCGCAGAGAAUUCGAGUGUUCUCACCAGUAGAACCCUCAGUAUCGUCCAAUAAAAAUGAAGCAUCACAAACCUGCAAACUCAAAUCCUACAUUAUGUUACAAGAAAAUCUAAAAGAGACAAAAAAAAAAUCCUAGUCUGAAAGAGUGACGUGCAUUAACAAAGAAAUUAUGGAAAUGAAGACGAAGCAGCGAAGCUGCCAUUCUGGAGUCUUGGCACAGCAUUUUCAACCAAAGAGAAGAUGAUGCAUGGGUUCCGAUUAGGGCAGCUACUUUUAUACGAGUUAAUCUGCAGUAGAAUACUAAUGUGAUCAAGACAAGUUUCGUUCAAGGUGUUUGGCAAAUGUGAUGGAAAGCUGAAGCAUUACCAAACAGAAAGCCAAUUACUUGGCCAUCUUUCGACCUCUAGGUGAUAGAACUGCAAGUGACGAUUGUCCUUUAUAUAUAUAAGAUUGUUAUUUGAGAUAAAAGGAAGCGAAAGCAGUCUAAGCUACACGGGUGGUUAAAGGAAUGAGAAGCUAUCAAACCAUGAAAGAGGUGAACUUUAUAUUUCGUCAUGAGAAAGGCCAUGUGCUGCUUGAAGCUUUUGAACUACAACAGGAGAAGAGGGCCAUCUGCCAUUAUUAUUGUACUUCUGUUGAGAGAAAGAGAUAGAGAGUGGUUUGUGCCAUCUGGGUCAUUAGCCCGAGAUGUUUCAAAAAAAGAUUGAUCCAAGACAAAAAAGCUUUGGCCUAAUUUAUGUGCUGAAACCGAAACCGGAAAAGCUAACAAGAAUUUAUUGAUCAUGUCCAGGAAGCAGCAGUGGAAUAGGUCCAAAGUAAAGUAGUACACGAAACUGCCCAUGGCCAUCAAGUGCCUUUCUAUGGUGCUGAUGAUAGAUCCCACAGAAUCCUUAGUGCUCAAAAUUCAAAAACCCAACUUUAUUCUUCUUAAUUAUUAGUAUUUCUUUCAAAAUUGCAUCUCAAGAUUUGUUUUUGAACCUCUCUACAUAUACCCACCUCAGUAAAUUGGAUGGUAUCGUCGUAUUAAUGAAAUGAAUUAAAUGUUAUUAUUCCAUUAAUGAGUAAAUUUUUUAAAAAAUAUUAAUUUUUAU